AAAAAUCCCCCAUGUCAGCGCGCGAACGCUCCUCGCCUCGGCCUAAGUCUUUACAUUUAUACUCGCUCUCUCUAUGACAUUCACUGCGAAGCUUCGUGAUAAGCAGAUAGAUCGAGAAUGGCAGUGCUUCGGCGGAGAAGAACCCAGGCGCCAAACCCUAGCGUCGAUCCUCCGCCGUACGCAGCGACAGAUUCCGAUGUUUCCGAUUCGGAUUCCGACACGGUCUGCGAGGAGUGCGGCUCGGGGGAACAACCUGCGAAGCUGCUUCUCUGCGACCAAUGCGAUAAAGGGUUUCAUCUCUUCUGUCUCAGACCAAUCCUAGUUUCUGUUCCUAAAGGCCGCUGGUUCUGCCCUUCCUGCUCUAAGCACAAGAUCCCGACAUCUUUCCCUCUUGUUCAGACAAAGAUAAUAGAUUUCUUCCGGAUUAAACGGUCCUUGGAUCUAACUCAGAUCUCCGAUUCAGAUGGCACCGGGAAGAAGAGGAGGAAGACCAGCUUGGUAAUGUCGAAGAAGAAGAGAAAGCUUCUUCCAUACAACCCGAGCAAAGAUCUUCACAGGAGACUCGAGCAAAUGGCAUCUCUUGCCACUGCUUUAAAAGCCUCUGGCACAGAGUUCAGCAAUGAUCUCACCUAUAACAAGCCCGGAAUGGCUCCCAGAUCUGCAAAUGAAGCUGUUCUUGAGAAAGGAGGCAUGCAGAUUCUGUCCAAAGAGGACACAGAAACCUUGAGCUUUUGCAAGAAGAUGAUGGACUGCGGGGAAUGUCCUCCUCUUAUGGUCGUCUUUGAUCCUUAUGAAGGGUUCACGGUAGAAGCAGACAAGUUCAUAAAAGACUUGACCAUAAUCACAGAGUACGUAGGAGACGUGGAUUAUCUGAAGAACAGAGAAAACGACUACGACGGAGACAGUAUGAUGACUCUGCUUCACGCAUCUGAUCCUUCGAAAUGCCUUGUCAUUUGCCCCGACAGGCUCAGCAACAUCGCCCGCUUCAUCAGCGGUAUCAACAACCACACCCCGGAAGGUCGGAAGAAGCAGAAUCUGAAAUGCGUGAGGUACAACGUGAGAGGAGAAGCUCGGGUUCUUCUUGUGGCAAAUAGAGAUAUAUCGAAGGGAGAACGAUUGUAUUACGACUAUAACGGUUACGAACAUGAAUAUCCAACCGAACAUUUUGUAUAAAUCCAUUCUUUCCUGACAUCAUCGUUAUUUACAAUCAAGUUGAGUCACAGA
Molecule: messenger RNA, 1224 nt
Organism: Tarenaya hassleriana
Lineage: Eukaryota; Viridiplantae; Streptophyta; Magnoliopsida; Brassicales; Cleomaceae
Product: histone-lysine N-methyltransferase ATXR6-like
Exons: 6
Coding region: 118-1173 (351 amino acids)
Molecular function (GO): protein binding
Source: RefSeq, a predicted model, not a curated record